Molecule: messenger RNA, 1791 nt
Organism: Caenorhabditis briggsae
Lineage: Eukaryota; Metazoa; Nematoda; Chromadorea; Rhabditida; Rhabditidae
Exons: 9
Coding region: 1-1791 (596 amino acids)
Biological process (GO): protein homooligomerization; potassium ion transmembrane transport
Cellular component (GO): voltage-gated potassium channel complex; membrane
Molecular function (GO): protein binding; A-type (transient outward) potassium channel activity
Source: RefSeq, a predicted model, not a curated record
AUGGCUUCGGUGGCGGCGUGGCUGCCGUUCGCGAGAGCCGCCGCAAUCGGGUGGGUUCCCAUCUCGAGACAGCCCAUGCCACAGGCCCCAGUUGCAAUACAGGCCAAAGAUCUCGCCGUGGAUCAUGUAUCCGAUGAGAAACUGGCGAUCAACAUAUCCGGAAGACGGUUUGAAACGUGGAAGAACACAUUGGAAAAGUUUCCGGAAACACUUUUGGGAUCAAACGAGAAAGAGUUCUUCUAUGAUGAAGACACCGGAGAGUACUUCUUUGAUCGUGAUCCAGACAUCUUUAGGCACAUUCUGACGUUUUAUCGAACGGGAAAGCUACAUUACCCUCGCCACGAAUGUCUUGUUGCCUACGACGAGGAGCUGAGUUUCUUUGGAAUCAUGCCAGAUCUGAUAUCAGAUUGUUGCUAUGAAGACUACAAAGAUAAGAAACGAGAAAACCAGGAGAGGUUAAUGGAAGAACGAGUGGAAACAGCAGAAGCCAACACAGCAAAACUAUCCCUCCAACAAAAAAUGUGGGCAGCAUUCGAGAAUCCUCACACCUCAUCAAUAGCACUUGUAUUUUAUUAUGUCACCGGAUUUUUUAUUGCCGUCUCGGUGCUUUGUAAUAUAGUAGAAACCAUUCCAUGCUGGUAUCAAGAUAAUAUGGCGGUUACUUGUGGAGAAGCCUACGAAGAACAAUUCUUCGUCGUUGAUACGGCUUGUGUGAUCAUUUUUACGAUUGAGUACUUUUUACGGUUGUUUGCUGCUCCUGAUCGAUGUAAAUUCAUGAGAUCAAUAAUGAGUGUGAUCGAUGUCAUUGCGAUCAUGCCAUACUACGUCAGUUUAGGACUCACUGACAACAAGGAUGUAUCCGGAUUGUUUGUGACGUUGAGAGUUUUUCGUGUCUUCCGAAUAUUCAAAUUCUCUCGUCACUCACAAGGUCUUCGAAUUCUGGGAUACACUUUGAAGUCGUGUGCCAGUGAACUGGGAUUCCUGGUUUUCUCCUUGGCAAUGGCGAUUAUCAUAUUUGCAACAAUCAUGUAUUAUGCAGAGAAGAAAGUCGAAGCUACACGGUUCACAUCAAUUCCAUCAGCUUUCUGGUACACUAUUGUUACGCUUACAACACUGGGUUACGGAGAUAUGGUGCCUUCAACGAUAAUGGGUAAAAUAGUGGGAGGAAUCUGUUCACUUUCCGGAGUGUUGGUAAUCGCUCUACCGGUUCCCGUUAUCGUUAGCAACUUCUCACGAAUUUAUCAUCAGAAUCAACGAGCUGAUAAGCGACGGGCACAGAAGGUAUGGAAGCAGAGAAGAGAGUGUUUGGAAAAAAGUCAUUUACAGAAAGCUCGUCUCGCCAGAAUUCGAAUCGUCAAAAACGCCUCGGGACAGGCGCUCUUCAACAAGAAGAAAGCUCAUGAAGCGAGAAUGCAAGCGUUCGAGCAGGGCCAACUCUCAUUCGAUGCUCUUCGUGACGAGGAUAUCUUUGAAAUUCAACAUCACCACCUGCUACAAUGUCUUGAGAAGGCAACAGAACGAGAAUUCGUAGAAUCAGAAGUGAUGUUCGAAGGAGGAAGGAAUACACCGCCACCCAGUGAAACAGCUUCAUUAAGAGGAACGACAAAACGUAAACGACGAUUAUGCUGUGUCUCAAAAGAAAACGAGGAAAUGGACGAGUUGGAUCGAGAGACACGAGUGACGUUCAAUCAAAAUUUGAAUCAGAUCUGUGAACUACCAAAGCCUGAAGACGUGGAACAAAAUCAAAAUGAUCAUCGAAAUAACGACAAAAUUUGUGUCUCUCAAUUAUAA